Aspergillus affinis is the source of this 681-nucleotide messenger RNA. Its product is annotated as D-serine dehydratase. Gene Ontology annotation, biological process: D-serine catabolic process. The record is from RefSeq and is a predicted model, not a curated record. Bases 1 to 681 code for a protein of 226 amino acids. NCBI's taxonomy places the organism in Eukaryota, Fungi, Ascomycota, Eurotiomycetes, Eurotiales, Aspergillaceae. The transcript has a single exon. Gene Ontology annotation, molecular function: D-serine ammonia-lyase activity.
AUGUUGACAAGGGUUCGGCAUAGUCGCGAAACGUACGACUUCGAGAAACAAGGACAUGUGCGACUCUUGGGGGUUUAUUCGCAUAGCAGUCUCAGUUACGCGGGGACGACGGCCCAGGAAGCGAUGAUGCACUUGAUCAACGAGAUCACCUGCUGCAAAGAAGCCGUCCAGCACCAUUUGCAACACUUCCCGGGGAAACGGUUGGUGAUUAGUGUGGGAGCGACGCCACAGGUUUUGUCAUCGCAGCAUCUCCUGCGAAAAGAUCACCAGGAUCACCGCAAAAACCCCGAAGCCGGAACUCUGAGACUUUUGCUCAAGGCGCCAUUUUCAAGUGACUUGGACGCGAAGAUCACGGUGGAACUUCAUGCCGGGGCCUACCUGCUGCUUGACAUGCAGCAGUUAUCGACCGAUGCCGGUCCCCACGCGCGGAGUCCCCAUGAGGAUAUCGUCAUCUCGGUGCUCGCAGAAGUCUGCAGUGUCUAUAACGACGGCGAGAGAUCUUCUCCGGAGGCAUUUCUUGCCGCCGGGACGCUGGCGCUAGGAAGAGAACCGUGUCCAAGUUAUCCCGGCUGGGCGGUGGUGUCUCCCUGGCGGCGGUCGUCGCCGACUUCAGACUCAUCUUCGCGGUUGAUUGUGGAGCGAAUUAGUCAGGAGCAUUCCAUAACUAGUGUCUUGGGAUGA